AUGCAGGCUCAGGAUAUGACUGCCCAAGUCAACCGGCAGGAUGUUCAGAGUGAGAACCCACCGGUUCACAGCAUGGCUGACAGACUGCGAGAUUUCACGAGGAUGAAUCCUCCUAUAUUCACAGGGACUAAGACAUCAGAUGACCCUCAACAGAUUGUAGACAACGUGCAUAAGAUCCUUGUGGCUAUAGGGGCCACUAAUAUUGAGAAGGCUGAGCUGGCUUCCUAUCAGCUCAAGGAUGUAGAGGACAGCCGCAUAAAGAGAGGUUUUCGUGAUGUUAGGAGUGCUAGGCCUCAUGAUCAGGAAGGUCCCAGCCACGGAGGCAACAUAAACAACUUUAGCGUCCGUGAGAAGCCAAGGUUCAAAAAGGGGAAAAAGAGUUUUGGGAAUUCCAAUCCUCAGGGGGGUGCUACACCUAGAGGAGCAAGACAUGAGCCCAAGAAAGGCAAUGGAGGUGAGAUGCUGCGUCCUAAGAAGUAUUUUUCUAAGUGUGGCCGAGCUCAUAAUGGAGAGUGCAGACAGUGCACAAAUUCCUGCUUCGGUUGUGGUACGAGAAGACACAUAGUUAGAGACUGUCCACAGAACAGAGGUAAUGCUGGAGGUAAUGCUCAGCCUAGGCCUAACCCACAGGGUGCAGCAGCAGCCAAGCUUCCCAAGAGGAACAGAUUCUAUUCCCUGAAGGGGUCUACGCUUUCCUUUGUUACUCCUAUGAUUGACCAUACUUUGGAAGUACUACCUGAAGUUCUGCAUGAUCCUAUAGUUGUUAGUACGCCUUUAAAAUGUGUGGAGGUGGAACCAUGGAAGACUGAGGCUGUGAAGAACUGGCCGAAGCCUCUUACUCCCACUGACAUUCGUAGCUUUUUUAGAUUGGCUGGUUACAACCGCAGGUUUGUGGAGGGAUUUUCUUCCAUUGCUGCCCCAUUUACAACUCUGACUAAGAAGAAAGCCUAG
Solanum pennellii is the source of this 951-nucleotide messenger RNA. RefSeq lists its product as uncharacterized. Gene Ontology annotation, molecular function: zinc ion binding; nucleic acid binding. NCBI's taxonomy places the organism in Eukaryota, Viridiplantae, Streptophyta, Magnoliopsida, Solanales, Solanaceae. The coding region runs from base 1 to 951 and encodes 316 amino acids. The transcript is spliced from 4 exons. The record is from RefSeq and is a predicted model, not a curated record.